Messenger RNA from Panicum hallii, 2425 nucleotides. RefSeq names its product autophagy-related protein 13a. NCBI's taxonomy places the organism in Eukaryota, Viridiplantae, Streptophyta, Magnoliopsida, Poales, Poaceae. Gene Ontology annotation, biological process: piecemeal microautophagy of the nucleus; protein localization to phagophore assembly site; mitophagy. The coding region runs from base 393 to 2024 and encodes 543 amino acids. Gene Ontology annotation, cellular component: extrinsic component of membrane; Atg1/ULK1 kinase complex; cytosol. The record is from RefSeq and is a predicted model, not a curated record. The transcript is spliced from 3 exons.
AAAUCGCUCGCCACUUAUCCUCGCAGCAAGAGUAGACGCCAAAUCAUUCGAAGGCCAAAAUAAUACCAGUAAUAAUUCGUGGGUGCCGUGACGGCACCAACAGCGACCCGUUAGCCGGAUUCAAAACCGGGGCGGAAUCCAUCCCCAAUCCCCCACGACUCCUCGUCCGAUCCCACGCCGGCCGGCAGCCCCACGAGCUCCCUUCGCCCCCGCCGUCUCGCAGAUCUGUUUCUCUCGCUCCCUCCCUGCCUCCCUCCGAAUUCGGUCGCGCCCCAGGUCACCCGCUGUGGCCAGAUUUAUGCAGCCAUGCAGAGCGGCGGCUCGCGGUCGAGUUUGACUACCGCUGCUGCUGCUGGUGCGGGGUUGGGGAGGGACCGGUAUCGGGAUCGGCAAUGGCGAGCCUGUCGGAUUCGGCGGGCGCAGGCGGCGGCGGGGGCCGCGCGGGCGCGGAGCUGAUGGUGCAGCAGUUCCUGCACAAGGCGCUGCACGCCAUCCUCGCCGUGCGGUCGCCGCGCCCGCACGCGUCGGCGCCCGCGCCCCCGGCGUCGUCGGCGUUCCGAAAGCGGGACCAGUGGUUCCACCUACCGCUCCACGCGCCGCCGCCGCCGCCCGCGGCGGAGCACCUGCCGGAGCCGACCCCCGGGGAGCCGCUCGUCGUGGACGUGUACCUGGCCCCGUCGGGCGGCGGCGGGGCGGAGGAGGUGGUGGAGCGCUGGACCGUGGCGUGCGAGCCCUGGCCCUCGGCCACGGCGGCGGCGGCCGUGGGGGAGGGGCUGGCGGUCAACCGGGCGUACAAGCGCUGCAUCACGCUGCUGCGGUCGCUCUACGCCGCGCUCCGCUUCCUCCCGGCGUACCGCGCCUUCCGCACGCUCUGCGCGUCCUCCGGCCAGCUCUACAACUACGAGAUGGGCCACCGCGUCGGCUCCUUCGCCGCGCCCUUCUCCCGCGCCGAGGAGGCGGCCAUGCGCACCAAUCGCUUCGCCCCCGUCGAGACCCAGCUCGGCCGCCUCGUCGUCUCCGUCCAGUACCGCCCCAGCCUCGCCGCCUUCAAUUUCGAGGUCACCUCCCUCGCGCCCGCCGCGAUCAUCAUGGAUUACGUCGGCAGCCCGGCGGCCGAGCCUACGCGCGCCUUCCCGGCCUCGCUCACGGAGCCCGCCGGCUCGGCCUUUCCGCAGCCCUCGCGGCGCCCCAGCAGCUGGGCGUCGCCUGCGCCCUGGCCGCACACGCCGGGGCAGCAAGCGAAAUUCUCGCCGCCGCCGACACAUUACGCGUCCCCCACGCCCUCGCCGCCCACGUUUGGAUACCUGCACUCGCGGUUUAGCGGUGAGACUGCGCCAAUGAGCAUACCGCAGGUGGGCGGUGGCAGGGGCCCUGUCCACCAUCGGAACAUGUCGGAACCCACUCGAGCCUUCAUGUUUCCUCCACCUUCGCCCAAGAGUGUGCGGGGGGAGGCAGGGAUGCAGGAAUCCCCGACCGAGGCCAAUCGGUCGUUCAAGAGGGUGGAUGGCAUCCGGAUGGGCGAUCUCUAUGCUAACUUGCCGUCUGGUUCUAAGAUUAAAGACAGUAGGGAUGAAUCUGGAAGUGGCAGGUUUUCUGGUGUCUUCUCUUCUAGUGGUUCACCACGACUCGGGUUCUCGAGAAGUUCAAGCAGAUUAUCUAUGCAGGAUGAUACUGAUGAUGCGGAUUUUCCUUUUGCUGUGGAUGAUGUUGAUCCAGAUUCCCGACCAGGGAGUAGCGGUGGGAAGGACGUGGGUGGUGAUCAGGCAGGUUCUUCGUCCCAUAAAUCACAAGACGCUGCUGUCGGUUAUCUUGUCCACCUGCUAAAGUCUGCACGUCCACUGCGAGAUUCUAGCUACUCAACUCAUACAUCAAGGGCUGAAUCUAUUGAAGCAGGAAGCACAAGCUCCUUCAUGUCCCGCAGGACAUCUGACGCACUUGAGGAACUCGAAUCCUUCAGAGAAAUAAAGGAGAACCUGCUAGCACGUAGUAGAUCUAGACUGCAGGAUUCAUUGGAUAAACCCUAAGCGUCAAUGCUGCCCUUAAUUCCAUACCCUAAGCGUCAAUGCUGCCCUUAAUUCCAUAUUCUUUAACCGGUUAAGAAUCCAAACUGUAGAGUUGAUUAUAUUGUGAGGUUGGCAACUUAUUCUGGACUUGUCACUGUAAAUAACUAAUCAACUGGCGCUUGUUUCUGAAGUAGAAUAUCCAGGCCUUUGAUUCUAUUGUGGAAAUUGCUUGUCAUUCUUAAACUGAAGGCUGAAGCAAGACUACAGCCAACGUUUGUUCAUAGUGUUUGUAUACGAGCAGAACAGAUUGGACGCCUGUUACUGGAAGCCUGUGACGGCCACAUAGCUCAGGCGUGUGGAAUCAUCAUGUAUAACUAAACAAAACUGUUUAUCGAUUCAGUCUGAAUUCUCUGUGGGUCUUC